UCCGCCCGCCACGCCCACCGCGACCCCUGCUGCGGGGGCGCGGAGACCCGGCGGCCUCUCGGGACGGGGCUGGAGCCGCUGCAGGGCAGAGGCGCGCGUGGCGGCCGGGGGCGCGGCGGGACUCCCGGCGGCUCACUCAGUGUGCUCCCGGGAACAUCUGGAUUCCACCAUGGCAGAAGUCAAGGUGGAGGUAGCCCCCGUAGACUGGCAGAAGCGUUGCCUUUCCCUGGAGACACAGCUUUUCCGCUUCCGCCUUCAGGCCAGCAAGAUAAGGGAGCUGCUGGCCGACAAGAUGCAGGAGCUGGAGCAGAGGCUGCUGGAGGCCGAGCAGAGAGCUGAGAAUGCGGAGACUCAGGUGGGUGUGAUGGAAGAGAAGAUGAAACUGUCCAAUCUGAAGAAUGUGGACUCCACAGGUAGUUUGCACCAAAAGUACCAAGAAUUGCAGAAAGCCAUGCAAAGCAAAGAUGAGCUCAUCAGCCAGCUGGAGGCACAGCUGGAGAAGCAGAAGCAGACAAGAGCCGAAGAAGCCAAAAUUGUUCAAGAAAAAGCUGCAAAGAUCAAGGAAUGGGUGACAGUAAAGUUAGCAGAGCUUGAGACAGAGAAUGAACAUCUGAAGGCCUGCAAUCAGCAGCUGGUGGAGCAGGUGGAGACCCUUCAGGGCGCCCUUGAGGAUCUCCGGAUGACACCUUCCGAGAAGCUGCAGGUGGUCCCCGAGGGAACCCCAGAGGGGAAUCCUGCCCCUACAGGGCCCAGAGCCCAGCCUGUGGAGCAGGACAGUAAUCCCCACACUCAGGUUUUGAAGGUGGCUGUGCCUGUACCUUCUCUGGGUACCCUGCAGAACAAGGACUCUGUGUCAGGAGCCAGAAGUCUCGAGGAUUUGAGCUCCAGUGUGGUCUACCCUGGGGAAACAGCAGAGGCCAAGACCCUUAAAUGUCAUCCUCAAAGAGAGGGCUCACCCAGCCAGCUGUUGGAGAAGCCUGGCGGUCCCAAACAUGGGUCAUCCUCUUACAGGGACGAUCUGCUCCCUGCUCUGGGAGGGACCUUCCCUGGGACUAAAAUCUCUGCCAGGGAAGGUGGCCCUGGUAGUAGCUUGACUCUGCCGAAGGUUCGGGCUCCCAGUAACCUCCGGGACAGCUUCCAAGUGGCCAAAAGGCACCACAGUCAACCCCAGGUGGGCCCUGGGCAUUUUGACCAUGUGGUAAACAUUAAGAUUGGGGCCCUGCCAGCCCUGCCCUCAUCUGGCUUCUCCAAGUCUGAGUGCAGAGCUAAAGCCCGGGAAGAAGCAGAGAAGAUGGAGAUGGAGGGGCCAUCUCCAGUGGGGAAACAGGGAGGAGGAGAGCGCCUGAAGCCCCCCAGAGCUGCACCAGAGGAAGUGGAACUGGAGAAGAAGCCACCCACACCCCCCCUGCACCGGUUUCCAUCCUGGGAGAGCCGGAUCUAUGCGAUGGCCACAUCAGGCAUGCAGCUGUCAGAUGUGUCAUCCCAAAGUGAUGCUGCCUGCUGCACUUCAGGCCCUCCUGCCCUUGCAUUCCCUGGAGCUUUCUCUGGCCUCAUCUACAAGAAUGUCACUGUGCCUGUCUACACAGCACUGAAGGGGAAAGCCACACAGAUCAGCAAUGUGCCUUUUGUGGAUGAAUCCUCUGGAUCUGAUGAUGACUGCAGCUCUCAAGCGAGUUUCCGGAUGUCAGUCCCCUGCUCUGAGUAUAGGAAGACCAGUGGCCUGGGCAGCCCCCGGGCCAUCAAGAGAGGAGUCUCCAUGUCCUCGCUGAGUUCUGAGGGUGACUACGCCAUCCCUCCUGAUGCCUGCUCACUGGACAGUGACUACUCAGAGCCUGAACACAAGCUGCAGCGUACCUCAUCGUACUCCACUGAUGGGGUGAGCAGAGAGGCACUGGAGAAGUCAGGUUACCUGCUGAAAAUGGGGAGCCGGGAGAAGACAUGGAAAAGGCGCUGGUUUGUCCUGAGACAGGGACAGAUCCUAUACUACAAGUCUCCGAGUGAUGUCAUCCGGAAACCUCAAGGUCAAGUGGAUCUGAACUCUCAUUGCCAAAUUGUUCGAGGAGCACAGACAUUUCAGCUCAUCUCGGAGAACAAAACCUACUACCUAACAGCAGAGUCCCCCAGCCUCCUGGAAGAGUGGAUCCGCGUCCUACAGAGCCUCCUGAAGGUGCAGGUCAUUGGACCUCCAGCUCUGCAUCAAGGGGGCACCAAGCCUACUGUGAAGGGCUGGCUGACCAAGGUAAAGCAUGGCCACUCCAAGCUGGUCUGGUGUGCCCUUGUUGGGAAAACCUUCUACUACUACCGUAGCCAUGAGGACAAGAGACCCCUGGGCUGCCUCCCUGUGCGGGGUGCUCACAUAGAGGAAGUGGAUCGGUCCUGUGACUCCGAUGAAGACUAUGAGGCUGGAGGAACUGGACGGUUACUCUCCUCCCACUGCACCUUGGUGAUCCACCCCCCAGAGCACAGCCCCACCUACCUCCUCAUCGGCACCAAGCAUGAAAAGGACACAUGGCUUUACCACCUCACGGUGGCUGCUGGUGGCAGCAGUGCCAAGGUGGGCACUGUUUAUGAGCAGCUCAUUAGGAAGCUGAUGGAUGGUGAGGGAGACCCAGACUCCCCGCUCUGGAGGCACCCCAUGCUAUGCUACAGUCGUGAUGGGCUAUGUAACUCCCUUACCACCCUGCCCUCUGAGGCCCUGCAGACCGAGGCUCUCAAGCUCUUCAAGUCCUGCCAGCUCUUCAUCAACGUGCCUGUGGAGGCCGCCUCCGUGGACUACCACGUGUCCCUGGCGCAGACAGCACUGCAGGUGUGCCUUGUUCACCCUGAGCUACAGAGUGAGAUCUACUGUCAGCUCAUGAAGCAGACCAGCUGCCGCCCACCGCAGAAGUACUCUCUUAUGCAGUGCUGGCAGCUCCUGGCUCUGUGCGCCCCACUCUUCCUGCCCCAGCAUCACUUCCUCUGGUAUGUCAAACAGCAGCUUCACCGCCACGCAGAUCCCAGAAGUGAAACUGGCCAGUAUGCCACAUACUGCCAGCGGGCAGUGGAGCGGACCCUGCAGACAGGAGAAAGGGAGGCCAGGCCAUCGCGUAUGGAAGUAGUCUCCAUCCUGCUACGAAACCCCUUCCACCACUCCUUACCCUUCAGCAUCCCUGUGCACUUUGCCAAUGGGACCUAUCAGGUCGUUGGUUUUGAUGGAUCCUCCACAGUUGAUGAGUUCCUCCAGCGGCUGAACCAGGAGACAGGCAUGAGGAAGCCAUCCCAGUCUGGUUUUGCCCUCUUCACAGAUGAUCCUUCUGGCAGAGACCUAGAGCAUUGUCUUCAAGGGCGUGUGAAGAUCUGUGAUGCCAUCUCCAAGUGGGAACAGUCGCUGAAGGAGCUGCACCCAGGAAAGUCUGAGGGUGGGACACGUGUCGUGAAGCUGAUGUAUAAGAACAGACUAUACUUUCGAAGUCAAGUCAAAGGGGAGACAGAGCGAGAGCGGCUGCUACUUGCUUUCCAAACCAGUGGAGAAAUUGUGGCAGGAAGAUUCCCAGUGACCAAGGAGCUAGCUCUUGAGAUGGCUGCCUUGAUGGCCCAGGUGGAAUACGGGGACUUGGAGAAGCCUAUCCUGCCAGGUCCUGGGGGUACACCUCCUGCCAAAGCUCAGCAUCUCCUCCAGCAGGUCCUCGACAGGUUCUACCCAAGGCGCUAUCGAAAUGGAGCCCCCCCUGAACAGCUGAGGCACCUGGCAGACAUGAUGGCCACCAAGUGGGCAGCACUACAAGGCUGCUCUCCUUCUGAGUGCAUCCGCAUCUACCUGACUGUGGCUCGGAAAUGGCCUCUCUUUGGUGCUAAGCUCUUUGCUGCUCAGCCUGCCCAGUUGUCUUCCAAGGAGAACACUCUGGUGUGGAUCGCUGUGAAUGAAGAUGGUGUCAGCAUCCUGGACCACCACACCAUGCAAGUGCACAUCACUUAUCCCUACUCGUCAGUGACGACAUUUGGUGGCUGCAGGGAUGACUUCAUGCUUGUGAUUAGAUCCACUCCAGACCAGAGCUCUGGGAAAACCCAUAUUGACAAGUUGAUCUUCAGAAUGCCUGCUCCCAAGAUCACAGAAACUACCUUUAUGAUGGCCAGCUACAUGAACCACUGUUCUGCAACUGUGAACCUAUCUACCAAGCUGCCUGCAGCCCGCCAGCCCCGAGACCUGGAUGGACAGUUCUUUGCUUCUGCGUCCUACACUAAGGGGCCGGCUUUGCUGUGAACGUUUCUCUCCUCCAUAUCCCUGCCACUACUGGUGCCUCUAGGGUUAGAUUUAUAUCCUGGAGCGUACUACUACUGUGAUGGGCCUAACGGCCCCUCCCAAAACUGUUCUGUGAAAUGUGUAUUUCAGGGUCUCUGAAACUUUUUUGUGCUCUUUAGGUGCCUUAUCUUUCAAGGCCCAACAUUUUAAAAUCUGGACCCAACAUCAAAACCACUUACUAUUUCCUUUACAAGAAUAGUGACUGUGGAUGCUACCUGAUUCUAGACUGAGACAGGGAUGGCCCAUUGUUACCAGGGCAGUGGUACUGUACUGUAUUUGGGGCUUCUGCACUGAUGCUCAGGGAAGCUUAUCUUUUUAUACUGUACGUGGUCCUUAUGUGGGGGCUUGUUAUACUUGAAGUUUUCUGAGCAUCCCUGAACGUAGGACUAAAAUUCCUAAUUCACCUAAACUCUGGCAAAUGCCUACAAAUCUGAAACUGGACGACUUUCCCAAAUGGAAAUAAUGACAGAACUGGAGAAAACACGACAAGCUUUCCCACUGCUGGUGAGGAGGCAUUUGCUAUGCCUAUUGGGGCUACAGCUCUAUUCUAUUCCUGUUAAGAUUCAAGCUUUUUCUCUCACACUGGACUAGGACAGGCAGGGAUAGACCAGUCUGCACCCUCCCUGUGCCAUUUUAAGGCCCAACAGGGCUUAGUGAAGGCUGUGCUCACUACUGAAGGACGAGGUAGUCAUUAUCUCCCCACCCUCUGAAAGACCAAGCAUGUGAGUUGUGCUUGUUGCUGCUCUACGAGUCCAGGGGACAACACAUCAGGAACACUAAAGACUCCUCCAUUCCUGGAAGGCCUGGGUUGCUGACCAACACUUCUGGUAGAUUAUCUUCUGGAUGAUAUCUGCCCUAGUAAUAUGUGGAAAUAGAAGGUUUCUUCAGCUUUUGCCUUCCUGAGAACAUUAUAAUCCCUCUCAACUCAGACUUUCUAAUUGAUUUUGAUGAAGUUCUUUAUCUCCACCUCUCCGCUAAGUAAUAAAACCCACAAGUUCUUACUUUGAUUUUCCAACAUGUUAAAAAACAAACAAACAAACAAAAAAAACUUAAGUUUAUUGUGUAGCUCUAAGGCAGUUCUUUUAGUAACAUGGACGAGGGGAUAGGAGCAGCACCCAGAAAGUAAGCCUUUAAUCCAACAAUAUGUAUGCCACAUACUACAAAAAAACUGCAAAGCCAAAAUUAGUUUGUUCAAAUGCCUCAGCUGCUGUAAUCUUUUUUUUUUUUUUUUUUUUUUCCUCAUCCUUUGACCUGACAAACAGGACUUUAAAAGGCACAAGUGUCUGCCUUCUGAACAAGUUUGACUUGCAAGGCCGGCAGCCAUUUCUGUUCCAAUCCCAACUCCUGCCCCAGUACUGGGAUUCUAGUGGACACAGGUCUACCUCAAGUCACAUCACUAUAGUGUCCUGACAACUCCUUCAAGGCUAGUGUGAAAGGUAGAGAAUGCAGUUGCAGUGGGCCACAUCCUAAGUGGUUCUUAAAGCCAAAAAGGAUAUGGUCCACUUUCUGGUUGUUUUUGUUUUGUAAAUAGAGCUCCAAAGAAUGGAACUGUUUGUACUAGACUUGGAGGUCAGAUUAGCUGCCUCCUUUUCUCUUGAAAUUUUCUCCUUUCCUCUCCUUCCUCUGGAAGACAGGGUCUCACUAUGUAGUCCUGGCUGUCCUGGAACUCACUGUGUAGACCAGGCUAGCCAAAAACUCAGAGAUCCACCUUCCUCCUGAGUGCUGGGAUUAAAGGCAAGCACCACCUAGUCCAGCUCCUUUUCUCCAGGAAUCUAAGAAACUGCCUUAGAAACAACAGCUUCUGUAAAUUGGCUGCUUCAUCCUUUAAUAUGACAGUCCCAUGUCUGGGGACCAACACAAAAAUUUCUCUUUUCAUCUAAGCCCUCUUGGCCAAAGCAGCUUUUGAAACAAUAGAAAAUACCAAGUAACAGAAAGGUACUAAUGUGCUUGACACCCAUGGCUGAAAUGCUAUGUAUGCCUGUCAAUAAUAAAAGCUGUCAGUGAACCGGGCAA
Molecule: messenger RNA, 6292 nt
Organism: Phodopus roborovskii (desert hamster)
Lineage: Eukaryota; Metazoa; Chordata; Mammalia; Rodentia; Cricetidae
Gene: Plekhh1
Product: pleckstrin homology, MyTH4 and FERM domain containing H1
Exons: 29
Coding region: 170-4240 (1356 amino acids)
Cellular component (GO): cytoskeleton
Source: RefSeq, a predicted model, not a curated record